AUGACCAUCCCGUCGCUAUUGGACACCGACUUGUACAAGUUGUACAUGCACGCCACCGUGCAUCAGCACUUCCCCGAGGCCCACGUCGUCUACACCCUCACCAACCGUACGCCGGCGAUGGACUUAAACGACGAGGCCAUUGCUUGGUUAAAAGCGGAAAUCUUGAAGCUUGGCGACCUUCGCUUCACUGAAGACGAAAUUGACUACUUGACCAAAACACUCCCGCAGUUACCCCAGGAAUACCUCACUUAUCUCAAAACUUUCAAAUUGGAUCCGCAAUCACAGGUGAAAUACCACCAGGGAGCCGAUGGUGAGUUUGCUCUUACUAUUGAAGGGUUAUGGCAGGAUACUAUACUUUACGAGAUCCCCGUGUUGGCGCUUAUCUGCGAAGCGUACUUCAAGUUUGUUGAUACUAAAUGGACCUAUGAUGGCCAGUAUGAGCGAGCAGCUGAGAAGGGGCAACAGCUUCUCGACGGUAAGUGUGUGUUUUCCGAGUUUGGUACUCGUCGCCGCCGUCUGUUUGAAAACCAGGAAACUGUGGUGAAAGCACUUAAAGAGACUACUGCCGCUGCCCCUGAAGAAUUACACCGCUAUUUCCUUGGUACGUCCAAUGUCUACUUUGCCAAGAAGUUUGGUCUUGCUCCCAUUGGUACUGUGGCUCACGAAUGGUUCAUGGGAGUGGCUGCCAUUACUCAGGACUACGUCCACGCAAACCGCAACGCCAUGGACUUGUGGCUUCAGACUUUUGGUCCCAACUACGCUGGGCUUGCGCUUACCGAUACUUUCGGCACCGAAGACUUCUUAAAGCUGUUUGUUCGCCCCUAUACUGACUACUACACCGGGGUGAGACAAGACUCGGGUGACCCUGAACUCUAUGCGGAGAAGAUCGCCGCCCACUACCAGCGGCUUGGCUACCCUGAAAACACUAAAAUCAUCUGUUUCUCAGACUCAUUGACGGUGGAAAAGUGCAAGCAGUAUAAGAAGAAAGCCGACUCCUUAGGGUUGCUCACACUGUUCGGGAUUGGCACUUAUUUCACUAACGAUUUCGACAACCUGAAGCCGAUGAACAUUGUGAUUAAGCUUAGCGAAGCCAACGGCCACCCUGCCGUCAAGAUCAGUGAUAACAUCGGCAAAAACACUGGCGAUCCCGCGACGGUGGCUCGCGUGAAGCAGGAGUUGGGCUACACUGAACGGUCGUGGGCCGAGGGCGACGAGCUGAAGCGGUGGUGA
This is a messenger RNA of Diutina rugosa, 1230 nucleotides long. It is a transcript of the gene NPT1, whose product is annotated as nicotinate phosphoribosyltransferase. Bases 1 to 1230 code for a protein of 409 amino acids. Gene Ontology annotation, biological process: NAD+ biosynthetic process. The record is from RefSeq and is a predicted model, not a curated record. NCBI's taxonomy places the organism in Eukaryota, Fungi, Ascomycota, Pichiomycetes, Serinales, Debaryomycetaceae. The transcript has a single exon. Gene Ontology annotation, molecular function: nicotinate phosphoribosyltransferase activity.